AUGUUGAAUUCAUAUCUUAGUUUCGCAGCGUUCCAGCUGCUUCUGGUUUUCUCAGUGGUUUUGAUUUACCUUCGUUCGACAUCCUCGGGCAUCUUGGAACCUCAGAAAAUGGAGCCGUUGAAGGAGCCACCGCCUGCCGAUCGCCUCGUCGUUUUCUUGAGAGAAGGAUUGUCCGCUCAGAUUUUCUUGGCCAACCAGUGCAAAAACGUACCACUGCUUCGGAAUCUCUUCUUGCACCAGGGUCUAGUUGGGAUUAGUCGUCCGGAGACGGAUACCUACAACACCAUAUCCCCAUAUAUUUCAUUGUUUUCUGGCUAUAAUGAGGACGCGGCAAGGGUUAUUCGUGGGUGGCUAGGUAAGCCAGCCCCUAUUGACUCCAUAUUCGAUCGGUGUACCAACAGUUUUGGGUGGACCACGCCGGAUAUUUUUUUACGCUUUCCCAAACUUAAUAGACCUAUAGAAACUAGUUUUGAAACUGAGUCAGGCGGUUUCCAAUCCUUUGCCGAAGUAGAAGAUUAUGUUUGUCGAUCUGUUAAAAGGUUUCUUAACGGCAAAUCUCGUGACUUUUUAAAUUCCACUGGAAUCAUUUUUUUUGUUCAUAUGACCGGUGUAGAACCAUCUGGAAAAAUACUUCAAAAGAUUCAAGAAAAUGUAUGGAACCUCUACAAAAGAUUUGAGCGAGCCUUUCCCGACCAAAGAACGGCGUACCUUUUUACCUCUGAUCUUAGCGAUACAAAAAACCAAUGCAGUCUGGCUGUAGAAUCUCCCUUCUUCCUCUGGGGUUCUGGAGUAGCUCACAUAAAAUCCAUGCCAGGACGCAGUUUUGCGGCAAAUGAAAGUGGUUAUAAAAUGCCCUUGCAUGUCCUUAAUCCUCCUCACCUCACAGCUCUUAUGAGCGCCUUGCUUGGAUUGCCACCGCCAGUAAAAAGUCGCGGAAUGCUGCCCAAAGGUAUGCUCAAUGCCAGUUUGCGUUACGAGGCCAACGCCAUGCUGACCAAUGCCAAGCAACUUCUGGCUCAAGCCCGCCGUUUGAGGGAACUCCAUCCCAAAAGGAUACCCGCAUUUUGGCUUAACUUUAAAAUUAUGGACAGCUUUUUACGGGAUUCUACGGGCCUUAAGAAUCAGCGUCGUUUCAGGGCUCUUCUGGACUAUAGCUGCAACUUUAUGCCAGUGCUGAUCAAAGGAAUGGAUUAUUUCAAGAACUAUUACAGACAAAUUCAAGUUAUUGCAGUGAGUUUGGCUGGAAUCGGGUGGAUAUAUUGUCUGCGCUGUCGUCUAACAACUAGAAAAAAGGGCAGAAACCACAUAGAAUUUCCAGAAGAAACUAAUUCCAAACAGUUGAUACACGCAAUAGGAUUUCAUCGAUUAUUUACCGCUCUGCUGUUGAUUUUCAUGCUACUCGAAAGGAUACCAUUCCUGGUGCAAGUAAUCUUACUAUUACCUUCUCUCUACUGGAAGGUGACGCUGCACGUUUUGCGCAAGAAACCCGAAAUGGUGUGCCGGAAGAGUUUGAUUUCCUCAGCUUUAAUAACCCUGAUUUGCUUGGGUGGCUUUCACAGGCGAUACAUCAUGGCAGUGGGUUACUUGGGAUUCGCUGGCUAUAGUAAUCGAGAGGCUUUCCGUAAGCGUGGACCGCAAUUCUACGUGUGGCUACUUUUACUUUUUGGACUUACUGUCGUAUCUGGAUUACCGGAAUCGCUGGGUUGCUCGCAGCCCAAAGCUUUUGUGUUUAGUGUCUUGCUUACCCUUCUUCGUCCGUUGGCCAAUGGGAUACACCUAAAUCUCCUCACCUGGCUAAGUAAUGUUUUCGUGCUUCUUGCUGCCAUUGAAUACAGUCUAAUUGGCUGGCAUCCGUGGGUCAUGUAUAUUGUGUCCUGGAUCUACUUGGGUUAUGUAGCCUUCUGGCAUCGACGCAGUAUGCAGGCCAAUGAAUUGGUGUUCUUCAAUUUAAGUACCCUUUACACCCUUACAUGCACCUCCUACGAAUCGGUGGUUAUCCAAAUGCUUGCCAUGGAACUGCAAAUGGCUCUGCGGAUGAAGAUGGAGAAGAACGAAAACAUUGGACCGAAGACAGCAGCACAUUACAUACUAAUUUACAGCUGGUACUCCCUUUUCGUUAUCGGCAGCUUUCCGGCCUUUGAUGACUUCCUAGAUAUCCUGCACCAAACCUGUUUUGGAUAUUCAACGAUGACCUAUGGCCUAGUUAUGGUUAUGAAACUGCUUCUGCCUUGGCAGAUUGUUCUCUGCAUCUUGGCGGGAAACUUCAAGAAUCUUAGUUCUCACGAACGCCAAAUCUUCGUUAGACUGAUGCUCAUUAGCAGUGCCAUGUCGAUGGUGCUUUUGUACAAGGUCACCAGCGUUGGUCCGUGGCGGGAAAUCCUUAGCAGAUUUUCCGAAUUUUCGAUUGUGCAGGUGUUUCCACUCAUUUGGCUGCCAAUGUGGCGAGUGGUACAUUUAAAAGUAGGUUCCAAGUGGAUUUCUGAGCUCCCCGGAUGAUUUGCUGUUUGUUAGUUA
Messenger RNA from Drosophila eugracilis, 2514 nucleotides. Its product is annotated as GPI ethanolamine phosphate transferase 1. Gene Ontology annotation, molecular function: mannose-ethanolamine phosphotransferase activity. Gene Ontology annotation, biological process: GPI anchor biosynthetic process. The record is from RefSeq and is a predicted model, not a curated record. Gene Ontology annotation, cellular component: endoplasmic reticulum membrane. NCBI's taxonomy places the organism in Eukaryota, Metazoa, Arthropoda, Insecta, Diptera, Drosophilidae. Bases 1 to 2496 code for a protein of 831 amino acids. The transcript has 2 exons.